AUGGGUGGAGGCAACGGACAGAAGGCCAAGAUGGCUCGCGAGAAGGCCCAGGCCAAGAUGCAGGCUAACCGAGGCAGUCAGCUUGAGGUGAACCAAAAGGCUAUGAGCAUUCAGUGCAAGGUGUGCAUGCAAACGUUCAUCUGCACGACGAACGAGGCCAAGUGCAGAGAACACGCAGACGCACGGCACCCCAAGCACGACUUCUAUGUGUGCUUCCCACAUCUCAAGCAGUGA
Messenger RNA from Closterium sp. Yama58-4, 234 nucleotides. Lineage: Eukaryota; Viridiplantae; Streptophyta; Zygnematophyceae; Desmidiales; Closteriaceae. The record is from the annotation of a GenBank genome assembly.